Molecule: messenger RNA, 3325 nt
Organism: Spirometra erinaceieuropaei
Lineage: Eukaryota; Metazoa; Platyhelminthes; Cestoda; Diphyllobothriidea; Diphyllobothriidae
Source: the annotation of a GenBank genome assembly
AUGUCCUCUCAGAAGAAAGACGAGUACAAACCGCCCAAGGUGGGUAAGCUAGAAUUUACGGCAUUCUUUCGAAAAAAUCGCCUUUGUCGGCUUUACAGACUAACCGGCUCCGAGAAGCACUUACGGAAAUAUAAGCAGCAUCGCAGCAUUUGCAAAAGCGGGGCUUCGAAGCUGAGAAGGAAGUUCGAACUGAACGUAUUGCAUAAUUUGUUGGAACUCCUCAAAAUUCUAUAUGGCUAUACACAGAGUACUAAAAGAACUCAGGAAUUGAUCCCUACCCUUAGGUCUGUAGACGGAAAACUGGAGACUGACGCCAAGGUCAAAGCAUCCCUCCUUGAUAAUUUCUUUCAGUCCUUCUUUCACCCGAGAACCUAAUUCUUAAUUUGCCACUUCACCCUCUUUCUUCCCCCCCCCUACUCCCACUCUUUCCCCUCCCUAUUCUGCCCAGUUGAAGAACCACACUUUUCAUCGUCCAUGGUUGGGACCAGUUUACUCCGACUGAAGCCUUUCAAAUCGUCUGGUCCGGAUAGAAUCCCUCAAUUAGCUUUUCGGGAACUUGUUAACGAACUCUGCGACCCAUUGGUUAUGGCAUUUUAAAAGUCAUUUGAAGGGGGCGCACUUCCGCAAGAAUGGAAGUUCACCUUCAUCAUUCUGAUCAAUAGAGGAAGUUCACGGCUUGGCUGUGAAAAUUAUCGAACUGUCAGUCUAACUUGCAUUGUAUGUUAAAUAAUGGAACGCAUUAUCAAAGGACAUUUGAUGGAAUACCUGGAGAAAAAGAGAAUGUUUUGUGAUGCCCAACAUGUCUUUCGCCCAGGAUGUCAUGGCCUGACGAGUUUUCUUUACUCGCACGAGAAGUGGACAAGGGUUACAGAUAAGGGUGAUCCAGUAGAUGUCAUAUUUUUGACUUCAAAAACCUUUGAUAGCGUCCCACACAGGCUUUUUUUACAGAAGAUUUGAGGUGUGGGAACUCGAGGAAGAGAACUUAGAUGGAUCAGAAGUUUCAUGUUAUCCAGAAUACAGAGAGUCGUUAUUGGACACCAGGUUUAGUCCGCCGGUCUAGGCGGCUACCGGUGUGCGGCCGCUGGGCAGAGCCUAGCUUAGGGAAGCCAUAUAUAAGAGUUGGGUGUCAACAAAGGGACGUUAGGCGCAGUCUACACUUGCACGUGGACCCACAACUGGACGACCCUACACCCCACAUACAUAUAUACAAUGGUAGGGGAAGCACAUUGAUCGUUCUUACGGAACUCACUCGUUCCAUUAAGCCUUACGGACUCUCUCUCGAUUCCGGCUAGCAGCCGCACAGCGGCGCAUGAUAUAGGCAGUAUUUUAUUACCGAAAAAGACAAUGGAGACUGGAAUGGCCAUUUCUGGUUUAUUAGCCGACGUCAGCCAGCCAUACCCAACCCCGAGGUGUGGAACACCCGAGCCUCGAACUCGCGAUCUAUCAGUUAGAAGUCCACGCCUCUAACCGCUGGGCCACGAGCCCGUUGCCCUGCCGGUUCCACACUACGGGCUUGUGUAUGGCUGGCUGACGACGGCUAAUAAUCCAGAAAUGGCCAUUCCAGUCUCCCUUGUCUUUGUCGGUAAUACCAUUCUGCCUGUACAUCAUGCGCGCUGUGCGGCUGAUGGUUGGGCUCGAGAGAGAGCCCUUAAGGCACAACGGAACGAGUGAGUUCCGUAUGAACGAUCGGUGAGCGCCCCCUACCAUUGUGUAUUCCCGAUCGAAAAUCGACAGGGCAACGGGCUCGUGGCCCGGUGGAAAGAGGCGUGAACUUCUAAACCAACAGGUCGCGAGUUCGAGGCUCGGGUGUUCCACACUUCGGGCUUGGGUAUGGCUGGCUGACGUCGGCUAAUAAGCCAGAAAUGGCCACUCCAGUCUCCCUUGUCUUUGUCGGUAAUACCAUUCUGCCCGUAUGUAUGUAUGUGUACCCCCCAGACGGGCCACGUGGUAGGGGUGCUGGACCAACACGGCGGCCAUAUCCGAUUUUGGCAGGCGUUACCGGAUUGCGCACCAUAACAAAUGCAAGCAUUUUCGGGUGCGGUGACAGACCCGGUUGCCGGAAGACGUCGUGAAGACUGGGAGCCCUGCCGCCCCCCAUUGUUGUUGGAUAAAAACCCGUUGUGCCAACGGUAACGAGAACGAAACCGAUCAUACUGACCCAACCGUGAAAAACUCGGCGCCUCGGUGGGAUUCGAACACACGCAGUAAGGAGAAGGCUUUAGUACAGCCAACGCUCUAACCACCUGAGCUAUGACACCCCGCCGGACGACUUGAUUUUGAUCACAUUUGGGUCACAUUUGAGUUUUUCACAGUUGGGUCAAUAUGAAUUAUUCAAAAUCUGCCAAAAUACCUAUGAAUUACGUGAGCCUGGUAGUCAUCUGGUAGAUUCUAGGUGAAUUUCUUGGGAAAUCCUGCUUGGGCAGUCAACAUACUGUAUCAGAUUUGGUGGAUUCCAUAUGUUGCAGUAGGUCGGGUGGGUAAAUUUGACCCAAAUGUGAUUAAACUUGAGUCGUCCGGCGGGAUCUCGUAGCUCAAGUGGUUAGAGCGUUGGCUGUACUAGAGCCUUCUCCUUACUGCGUGUGUUCGAAUCCCACCGAGGCGCCGAGUUUUUCACAGUUGGGUCAAUAUGAAAAUAUGGGCAGUCACGAUCGAAUCGAAUGAGAGGGUAGUGUCUUUUGGCGUCGUCUCACUCUUCACUUCCGUACCACAGGCCCUUGCGGUCGAAACACUCAUUGACCUGCUAAGUCAAAAUUACCACGGCGGCGAUGGCCAGUCCACAGCUCAGGAUCUCAUAGAAUUCAUGUGGCACUGUCCCAAGACAUUCUUCCCCUUCGAAGAAAUCACAUACGAGCAAAUUAAGGGCAUUCUAUUGAGCUCACCAAUCUCCAGGCUCAUUGCAGAGGCAGUUCUACAAAAACCCGAGAGACGACUAUUCGAGGAGUACAAACCCAAGUUUUGGGCAUACUACGUUGAUGACACCUUUGUAAUCAUCGACCGGGAUAAAAUCAACUACUAUGCGGAACUGCUGAACUCAAUCAUUCCCGAUCUCCAGUUCACGAUGAAAGAGGAAGUAGGGGUCAAACUUCCAUUCUUGGAUGUUCUCAUCUGCCGCCAACCAAACGACUUCGGUCUACAGAAAACUGACAAACACGCUGCAAAUGCGCAGCUACAGCAGCAACCACCCGCUACAACACAAACGAAGCUGUGUCCGCACGUUAUACCGACGGGUGGAAACCCAUUGCAGAACACCAGCCGCCAAACUGGACGAGAUAAAACUCCACCAAGAACUCUCCAGAGCCAACGGCAAUCCGCGGGCAUUCAUUGA